AUGUAUCUUGAGAAGGAAUACUUACUACUACGACUUUAUCCACCAGUUGCGGCCAAUCAGCGCACCGCUGCGGUCGAUACAUUCCUCCCUCAUGGAGGUGGAGACGACGGAAAAUCACCACUGAGCGUACCACGCGGUGCGUCCGUGGGGUAUUCUGUUUAUGCAAUGCAUAGACUCCAGGAGUUUUUCGGGGACGAGGUUGAUGAAUUUCGACCCGAACGAUGGAUAGAAAUCAAGCCGAAGGCGGCUUACAUGCCAUUUCAUGCAGGGCCUCGGACAUGUUUAGGGCGUAAGUUUAUAGCAUCUCUUCGUGCCUUGAGCGACAAGCAUAAUGACCACUGGCUUGCAGAACACCUUUCACUAUGCCUAGCCAAGUAUUCGACCAUUAGACUAUUGCAAUACUACGACUGUGUGGAGAACAGAAAUGUGCAGCCAUGGCAGGAAAAGCUGGGACUUAAUUGUACAUCCCGACAUGGAGUCAAGGUUGGGCUAACUGCUUCAAGUCACAUUCGGUGA
Penicillium canariense is the source of this 516-nucleotide messenger RNA. RefSeq names its product cytochrome P450. The record is from RefSeq and is a predicted model, not a curated record. Lineage: Eukaryota; Fungi; Ascomycota; Eurotiomycetes; Eurotiales; Aspergillaceae. Gene Ontology annotation, molecular function: heme binding; monooxygenase activity; iron ion binding. The transcript has 2 exons. The coding region runs from base 1 to 516 and encodes 171 amino acids.